Oryza sativa Japonica Group (Japanese rice) is the source of this 1629-nucleotide messenger RNA. Its product is annotated as LRR receptor-like serine/threonine-protein kinase EFR. Gene Ontology annotation, molecular function: protein binding. NCBI's taxonomy places the organism in Eukaryota, Viridiplantae, Streptophyta, Magnoliopsida, Poales, Poaceae. The record is from RefSeq and is a predicted model, not a curated record.
CAUAACCUUUUUAAUAUAGCUGCUACUGGUAGCUUUUUAAAAGCUUUAUCCUGUACUAAGUAUUUCUUGCUUUACCACUGUGCAGGUAGCUCGCCAUGCUCGUAGCUUUGUUUGCGGCGUUAGUACUCCUCUGCUACUCAGCCGGCAACAUCCACUGCGUCGUGGCGGUCCAUGGAAACGACUCCGACAUGCUCGCGCUGCUCGAGUUCAAGGAUGCCAUCGGCGACGAUCCGGCGGGCGUCCUGAGCUCCUGGAACAAAACCACCCCUUUCUGCCGGUGGAAUGGCGUGAAAUGCGGCCGCCGGGAGCAUCGCGUCACGGCGCUCGAGCUCGCCGGCCAGAACUUGACCGGUCGACUCGCCGCCGCUUCUCUCGGGAAUCUGAGUUACCUUCACCUGCUUGACCUUUCUGGUAAUCGCUUCUCUGGGCAGAUACCUCGCCUGAACAGUCUCCGAAAAUUGCAAGUCCUCAACCUGAGUAACAAUAUUUUGGACGGGAUCAUUCCGGACACGCUUACAAACUGUUCCAGUUUGACGCAGCUAGAUUUGAGCAUAAACUUAUUUCAAGGCCAGAUUCCCCUCGGCAUAGGACUCCUCUCUGAGCUGUCGGAUCUCGUGCUUUCUCGUAAUUAUCUCUCGGGGCACAUUCCUUCUGAGCUCGGGAAGUUGUCGAAAUUGUCGUCGUUGGACCUGAGUGUAAAUAUCAUAUCAGGUAACAUACCAGGAUCCCUUGGCAACAUUUCACAGCUACAUUUGAUAUAUCUGUCAGAGAACAAUUUCUCUGGGCAAAUUCCUAGCUCUCUCGGUAAGCUUUCGAACCUGUCUGUCAACCUUCAGUACCUGCUUUUGGACGGAAACAAUCUAUCAGGACACAUACCGUCCAACAUGGGAAAUCUUCAACAACUCACACAGCUGGACCUUAGUUACAAUAAUCUAAAAGGCAAGAUGCCACCCAGCUUGGGAAAUCUUCAGCGGCUAGUGAGCUUUAAUCUCAGUAACAACAAUCUUCAAGGUGAUAUACCAUCCAAGUUUGGAGAUCUUCAACAGCUCGUAUGGCUGAACCUCGGCAACAACUACCUCCAUGGUGAAGUACCAUCUAGCGUGGCAAAUCUUCAACAGCUCGUCCUGUUGGACCUCAGUCACAAUAAUCUCAGUGGCAAAGUACCUCGCAGCUUGGGAAACCUUCCUAAGCUCAGGCAGCUGGACCUUAGCCACAAUAAUUUUGGUGGCAAAAUACCAUCCAGUCUGGCAAACCUUCGUCAACUCAGUCGCUUGGACCUUAGUUAUAACAGUCUCAAAGGUUUCUAUGCUUAACAUGCCAUUAGUGCGUGACCAGUACGUUCAUAUACCUUUUAUGCCCACUUAUCAGUUAUCGCUGUACUAUCUCUCUUUAGGCCCAAGGGUACGUGUCAACGUGUGUCUUGGUGUCUCAAGGGCACUCUAGUCUUUUACAUUCUCUCUCUUUUUUUAAUGUCUUUUCCCAUUCUCUUGUUCUCAAUUUAUUGCCCUAUAGGCUUAAAUCAACUGAUUGAUACCCAACGUUUUGUUGUAGAAUAGGUGGGUAAAUACAUGUUAUACAUUAUGAAAAUAAUAGAUAUAUAUAUAUAUAUAUAUAUAUAUGUUUGAAUAA